Messenger RNA from Daldinia caldariorum, 957 nucleotides. RefSeq lists its product as uncharacterized. NCBI's taxonomy places the organism in Eukaryota, Fungi, Ascomycota, Sordariomycetes, Xylariales, Hypoxylaceae. The transcript has a single exon. The coding region runs from base 1 to 957 and encodes 318 amino acids. The record is from RefSeq and is a predicted model, not a curated record.
AUGCGCCAUAAACCUAGCAAAUCAAAGGGCUCGCGGGUUGCGGCGCCAACCUCGGGCCCGACUCCUAUCUCUUCCGUCCUUACCACUCCGCUUAGUUCGGCCUACCCUUCGGCCAACGUUUCCGAAGCCGAGCACGACAUUUUAGACGAGGUAUCGAAUUUACCGAUUGGCGCUCUUACUCUGGGUGCUUCGGUAUCGACCCUGCGCAAACCGAAACGGGAGAAGCCGCGACCUUUUCGAUUCCUCGAACUACCAACGGAAUUGCGCCUAAAGGUGUACGAGUACCAUUUCGUUAAUACCGGCGGCGUCCUCGACCUUGAUCCGGACAACCAUAAGAGGAUCCAUCAAAAACUAGCCAUCCUGCGAACCUGUAGUACUAUAUACCAGGAAGCAUCCUACUUUUUCUACAGCACACACCCUGUGCGAAUCUUUCCGACGCACCCUGGACGUUACUUCAAAACCAAGAAACCGCUCUUGGCCCGUAUGAAGCCAUGUCAACGAGCCAGCCUAACCUCUCUCGAGCUACGCUUGGGGCCGGGUUGGAGUAACCCUCCUAAGGGCUGGGCGGUAAAUGAGGCGUUGGGAUUAUCGGACUGCGUAAAUACUACCAAGAUCACAGUUUACAUCGAGUGCGAUCCAGGAAACGACUUCUUCCAGGGGUUCCGUCAACCGGACAACUUCUAUGAACGAUUCUCGAAAAAUCUGUUGACCAAUGUUCUCAACGAGAUGCCGUGGGUCGAACGCAUCGAGUUUGAAGCAUGGCUCAACGUGAAGAAGUCAGGUGCUCUUAUGCGCGGGCUAAUCGACCUUGUGCAAUCCCGAGGACUGAAGAUUAUCUGGGGUAAGGAGAGAGGAUGGACCGAUGCGGACGAGGUGGAACCACCUCCGGUGUUGGACCUCAAUGCUCCUCUGAUCCAGAAUCAACAAGGCAAUGCGGGUAUCAUGGUCGCAGCGUAA